AUGGCGCCCCUCGAAAUCACGCUCAUCGUCGCUGCGACGCGUCGAAUGGGCAUUGGCCUGCACGGCACGAUGCCCUGGACCGGCCUGCGCAAGGAGAUGGCCUACUUUCGACGCGUCACCACGCGCACCCUCGCAUCAUCAGGGUCGCCGCCCAAUGCCGUCAUCAUGGGCCGCAAGACCUGGGACUCCAUUCCGCCCCAGUUUCGGCCCCUCAAGGAUCGGCUCAACAUUGUCAUCACGAGGUCGGCGCCCGCGCAGCCCCCAAGUGACGCCCCCGCCACACAGCCCGUCAGGGUGUCGACCUUGGACCAGGCGCUGGCGUAUGCGCGCGAGCAUGGCAUUGCCAGGGUGUUUGUCAUUGGCGGCGCCCAGAUCUACGACAUGGCGGCGCAGAAGGCGACGCGCGUGCUGCUCACAAGGAUCGAGAGGGACUUUGAGUGCGACACGUUCUUCCCCAUCAAGCUCGAGGGCACGCAGAGCGCGGGGUGGACCAAGAGGAGCAGAGACGACGUGAGGGCAUGGACGGGAGAGGAUAUCGAGGAGGAUGGGCAGGUGGAAAAUGAUACCAAGUACCACUUUGAGAUGUGGGAGCGAGACGAGUAG
Messenger RNA from Emericellopsis cladophorae, 603 nucleotides. RefSeq lists its product as uncharacterized. The coding region runs from base 1 to 603 and encodes 200 amino acids. NCBI's taxonomy places the organism in Eukaryota, Fungi, Ascomycota, Sordariomycetes, Hypocreales, Bionectriaceae. Gene Ontology annotation, cellular component: mitochondrion. The transcript has 2 exons. Gene Ontology annotation, biological process: glycine biosynthetic process; folic acid metabolic process; dihydrofolate metabolic process. The record is from RefSeq and is a predicted model, not a curated record. Gene Ontology annotation, molecular function: NADP binding; dihydrofolate reductase activity.